AUGAAGUUUAUUAAAGUUUUAAUCUUUUUAAUCUUCAAUUCAACAUUUUGGAGUUUAAUUAAUUCUGUUAAAAAUAAAAAAGAUUUAAUUAGAGUUGAGGGAACAUCAACAGAUUUAACACAAAUAUUAACUGAGGGGGCUGAAUCUUCGUCGGUUAAUCCUCAAAUUUUAAAAUAUAAAGAAACCUCAAGUCCUAAGUCUAUUGCAAAAGAGAAAAAAAAGUUGUGGAAAAAAGAAUAUAAUAAAAAUUAUUAUCAGAAGAAUAAAGAGAAGAUAAAAGAAAUUAAGAAUUCUGAAAAUUAUAAAGAAAAUAAAAAGAAAUCUGAUCGAAAAUACUAUCAGAAUAAUAAGGAAAAGAUGCAAGAACUGCAGAAGGAAUACUACCUGAAGAACAAGCAAAAGUAUAUUGAAAAGGCGCAAAAAUGGAAUAAAACUAAUGUAGAAAAGAGGCGAGUAUAUUCUCGUAAAUACAGUUUAAAAAAGAAAAAUGAAAAAGAAAAUUUACAAAAUGAUAGUUCAAGCUUAGGAAAGACUAAGGUAAUAGUUUGGAAUUCGCCCCUCCCCGCUUUUUUCCUCCGUUUCUCUGACCAUUUUAAGCUUUUUUAA
Messenger RNA from Meloidogyne enterolobii, 606 nucleotides. The record is from the annotation of a GenBank genome assembly. Lineage: Eukaryota; Metazoa; Nematoda; Chromadorea; Rhabditida; Meloidogynidae.